CUCAACGGAUGAUUUCAUCCAUUGCAAUCAAGACCUUAUCAACCUUCAAGAAUUGUAUGGCAUACUCCAUAAAGAGAAGAUGACGAAUAAAGAAAAUGGUGAGCACAUCUGUGGACGUGCCUGCCUGGGUCCACUAACCUUCCACCCUGGAGCUGUGGGCAACAAGAUCACCCUCAGCCAUGGAAACCUCAGGGCCUCCAGAGACUUGGAGACCUUCCAGAACGGCCUGGUGUUCAGCAGCCGCCCCAUCGGGGUAAAGGAGAAGGUGACGGUCAAGGUGGAGCGAACCCUUCUAGCCUGGGUAGGUGCCAUGCGGGUAGGCUUCACCAACGUGUGCCCAACCACUGGCCCACUACCAUCGCUUGCCGUGCCCGACCUGACAAGUAGGCCUGGGUACGCUGCCCUGCCAUUGCCCACAGAUGACUGCACACCUGGCAUCAUGGUCACCUUCUGGGUGGCUUCAACUGGUCAGCUGUGUUUUAAGACAUCCACUGGAAAACAAGGCUGUGUGGAGACCUCUCUGGACCUUAGUCAACCCCUCUGGGCCAUCUUUGAUGUCUACGGGCAAACCACCACAAUGCUCCUUCUCGGUUCUGAAAGAAUACAUUUUUUCAGAAAAACAUUGUCCUGUCCCAUUCCUCGUAGCACGUUUGAAUGUGGCUAUGAGAAGACACCGCCUCAGUUACAGAGGAAGAUGGAGAUGGCUGAGAAGAAGCUCAAACAGCGUCUGGAGAACCAAAGGAACAACAACCAUCCCAGACAGCAAAAUGGACAACUGCUGGCUCAUGUUCCAGGGUCCAACGCAGAAGACUUGUGCGUGGUGUGUCUGGUGAGCGAGGCUCGUCUGGCCCCCCGCUGUGGACAUCGCUGCCUGUGCCUCCCAUGUGCUAACAGGGUGUUCGCUGAGUUCGGGACAUGUCCACUAUGUCGGCAGAGCAUCUAAACUUCGAAACCUUCCUGUUGUGUUGUCCUGCUGCUCAAUUUUACAUGGAAAACAAAACAAACAGGACUUCUGUCUUCAGUCACGUUGCCUAUUCUGAUUAUUAACUCUGAAGUUAGCAGAUUUUGAGACACAACUUGGCAUGCAACUUGAGAUAUUUUAGUUAUAGACUACAAUGUGAAUAAUACUUUUCUGACAUAUCACUGUAGGCUAUGCCAUUGCACUGCUUGAAUUUUAUCAGGCCAAUUGGAUACACUGAUACACUAUGCAAGUGUAAAUUUGCACUCAACCUCAUAUUACCUUGUGGUAGUGAAUCUUUUUAACUUUAUAGCAUUCUUGCACUUUAUCGAUUUAAUUGAUCACUGUGAACUUUUUAUCUGUACCAAAUACCAAUAUGUACAGUGGUUGCUAUCUGAAGUCCCUAAAAUGAUAUAUUUAUUAUAUUAUAUGUGAAUAUUUAAUUUGUGAUAUUGUUAUGGUUAUGAAUAUGUUUGUUGGCUAUUUUAUAAUGUGGAUAA
Engraulis encrasicolus (European anchovy) is the source of this 1458-nucleotide messenger RNA. RefSeq names its product E3 ubiquitin-protein ligase NEURL3-like. Gene Ontology annotation, molecular function: ubiquitin protein ligase activity. Gene Ontology annotation, biological process: negative regulation of Notch signaling pathway. The coding region runs from base 80 to 943 and encodes 287 amino acids. Gene Ontology annotation, cellular component: plasma membrane; postsynaptic density. NCBI's taxonomy places the organism in Eukaryota, Metazoa, Chordata, Actinopteri, Clupeiformes, Engraulidae. The record is from RefSeq and is a predicted model, not a curated record. The transcript has 4 exons.